ACACAGUGGCGGGUAUCUUCGCAGCCGAUUUUGUUUGACCGACUGUUUUUCUUGGUUGCUGAUAUUUGAAAUGCAUCUAUCUCUUGUCUUUAAUUAAUUACUAAUGGAUUUACAAACGGUUUAUACGGAAGGACAUGUCUUCAAAGAAAAUAAAUUGAAGUUUGCUAAAUAUUCGGGGUUCCCCAGAUAUUCAGAGCUUGUUAAUAUUCAGAAACAGUUUGAUCGACCAAAAGAUGAGAAUGAUUUGUAUCCUGCUCGGAAUGGGAUCCAUAUUAUUCAUAAAAAGAGGAAAGCAGACGACGCCAAUUUGCAGAUUCACGAUGGCUCUUCUGCACCAAGGUUGCACCGCUUGCAUGUUCCUUCUUCUCCUAGUGGUCAUUUACAUGGUCAUUUGGGAGCUCAUGUUGGCUCGUUUUUACAGCAUCAGACAUGUACUUACAACACAUCUGAUAUCUCUGCAAUAAAUGCCCCAAUAUCUGACAUCUCAAGUAGUGCUAUACAGUUCUCUAGCAUGAAUACGCUGCCGGCUGCAACCGCAAAGGCGAACUCAAAGCUAACUACAACUGAAGGUGACUAUGCCAUAGUUGUCGGGGAGAUGCUCAAUUCUGGUGGCGAGGCAUAUGAAGUUCUUUCAUUUCUCGGGCGAGGAACUUUCGGCCAGGUUGUCAAGUGCCGCUGUCGAUCAACGAGUCGUUAUGUAGCCAUCAAGAUAUUGAAGAAUCUACCUUCCUAUUUAAGGCAAGGCAAUAUAGAGAUUCAAAUUUUGCAAACACUGGCUCAACAGGAUACAGAGUCUCAUAAUAUUGUCAGGGCGAUUGAGUGCUUUCAACAUAGAAACCAUAUGUGUUUCGUGUUUGAGUUAUUGGAUCAAAACUUAUAUGAGUAUCUCAAGUCAAAUAAAUUUCGUCCACUGACGCUUCCUGAGAUCCGCCCCAUUUCUCAGCAGGUUCUCACGGCCCUAUCAAAGUUAAAGACUCUUGGUUUAAUUCAUGCUGAUUUGAAACCGGAAAAUAUAAUGUUAGUGAAUCCAAACUCAGAAAACAUGCGUUACAGAGUCAAAGUAAUCGACUUUGGUUCUGCAUGCCAUAGCUCCAAAGCUGUUCAAAAUACUUACCUUCAGUCACGUUACUAUCGUGCUCCUGAAAUCCUUCUGGGCUUACCUUUUGAUGAAGCAAUUGAUAUGUGGUCACUGGGAUGUGUUUUAGCUGAGCUUUUCCUCGGCUGGCCUUUAUAUCCUGGUUCAUCUGAAUAUGAUCAAAUGAGAUACAUAGUAGAAACCCAAGGUUUACCCCCUUCUGAUAUGUUAAAAAAUGCUGGAAAAUGCAACACAUUUUUUGUACGUGAUCAUUAUCGAUGUGAUUGGCGGUUAAAGACUCCGGAAGAAUAUGCUUCUGAAACUGGUCAGCAAGCUAAAGAGGCUAGGAAAUAUUUCUUCAAUUCUCUAAAUCAAAUCCGUGAUGUAAAUGGACAUUCUGCGUCUGAUGAAUUAGACCUUGAUAUCGUCGAUCGCCAGCAAUUUACCUAUCUUUUAACGGAGAUGCUAAAAAUGCGUCCAUGUGAUCGAAUAACACCUGAUGUGGCCCUUCAACAUUCGUUUGUAACUAUGACUCAUCUUCACUGUCAGCCUUUCGCUAAACGAACCCAAGAAUCUCUCACACUGAUGCAGGUUUGUCAUAGUAACGCACGUAGGCAGCAUGCAACUGAUUUUAAUUCCAAUUCGAAAUGUAUGUCUUUACCACAGAAGGUUGUUAGCACUUUCCCGGAAACUCUUCAUUAUGUUACUUCGAAUAUUAUUGAUACUCGAAAUGCAUUGUCUACACAAAUUAACAGCCACCCAUAUCAUCAGGCCAAUCACUCAUCUAACUGUCGGGCUGAUGCUAGAGCUGCAUACUAUGCCGCAGCAGCAGCAGCGGCGGCUGCGUUUUCGGCGAAAUCAACUUCACAGCUCAUCCCAAUUCCUAAUAGUAAUUCAUCCAGCUUCCCGUGCUUGCAUCAGUACUCUUCACUGAAUGCUAUCAAUGAAACUAAUCAUGUGUCUCUUCCUGCGACAGAAUCUGGGAAUGUAUGCCCAGUCAUUGAAUGUACUCCUGCAACUAUAAUUAUUUCUCAAAACAAAUCUGAGGUUUGUGCGAGACCAAGUCAAGUAACUGCUGAUAGUUUACCGGCAACAUAUGCUUCUCCAAUGCAACGUUCUCUUUCGUUCUACGACUUGGUAACUGCUGGUGGUGCUGGUAGUGCAUUAUCCCUACUAAAUGCUGUCACCGCACCUGCGCCAUCACCAUUUUUAAUUAGUAGCUCCAUUCCAGCUCCAAGAGUGCAGCCAUUGAGUUGUGUCUCGACAAACUCUUCGCAAACAAACCAUAUCCGACAAAUGCUACAUCAUCCUCUCCACUCUGUUUAUAUUCAACCUGAACUCAGCAGGUUAUCUGAAGGUGACAAUUCAUUUAUGCUGGAUAUUGUAGGUCGAGAAAAAGGUAAUGGGGCUUGUACUGCUCGUCAAGAGUCCAUUGAUGUGACGUGUAAACCGAAUACUGGUUUAUGUGAUACUCUGUGUGCUUUAGUAAAUCAGCAACAUUUAUAUCAAUAUCCCGCAACUGCUGUUGCAGCCUUAGCUGUGGCUCAUCACCAGCAAAAUUUCAAUAAUAAUCAAAAACAUCCCUCUACUUUAUUUAAGUCCACCCGCAGCAGUGGAUCUGAGUUUGUUAACAAUGUCUCCAGAAGAUGUAGUGAGUGUCAUGGAGCUUGUCCAUCACAUUUAGUCAAAGGUCCAUUGAUCAAUUCGAGAAUCAAUGAGAUAGUUCGACCGGACCUUAAUUGUUCUCGUGCUCCAACGUAUGAAGUUCAUGGAUCGGUAACUCAACAAUCUCUGUCACACCAGGACUCUACUUCAUUUCAUUAUCAAGAUCAACAACCUCACAUGGUCAAUCAUAGCGAUGUCCACAAACAUUCUGUUGCUCAAGUCCAACCGAACAAUCCUUUUGUGAACGAUACAGAUUGCAUGCCUAUGAAUUUAGUAACAAACAACUCAGAACCAGUUGUAAAUAAUGCUGUCAAUUUGUCAAUGCUUCCUCCAAGUUCUUCGUAUAACUCCAAUCGCAUGAAACGUCAGUCUGUCGCUAUAAAUUCUAGUUCUGAGAAUGUAGAUAGGAUUUCUCAUAGUUUAGUUCAACAUGAUACAUUUAGCUGUCCUUCAGAAAUUAUAUCAAAUCCUAAUGCUAUCAAAUCGGAUUGCGGAUUUCCGGGGGCGUACAAGUCAACCUUCGAUUUGAUGUGUCAACAGCGUUCCGAUAAAAAAAGUAGGUUCAUUUUCAUGGUUAUUUCUAAUAUCUUGAUGUGAAUACGUGUAGUCUUAUAAUCACAUUCAAACUGUGAAUUAGAUUUCUAAUAAUAAUAGUUAACUAAAUCUAUACGUUCUUACUGACUUUGUUACGUCAAUCCCAGAGCCCUACUCAGGCGUAUCGUAAUUUCGAUGCGAGUAGACUUACCUUAUCCUUACAACUUUUCGUACACCAUAAGUUAACUAGGCAUUCACUUUUUGUUUUGGUUCAUGAAUUUCGGUUUCAAUAUAGUUUUCACUUAAUAGAUGUAAUCUAUUGUUUACUUCUCGCCAGUUAGUGGAUUGUUAGCGUAGGCACUGGUAUCGUUUUUGGUUUUUAUAUCUUCUAUCCAAAAAAUUAUGUAGAGAUAUUGUUCCAACAACUAUCUGAAUAUAAGUUUAGACGUAUGCUAGCAAAAAGUUUACUAAAUUGUUGUGAGCAAUGGUGGAAAAUGAAAAGCCGACCUCCAUAAUGAAUACUGGGGAAAUUUGCAGUCUCGUCUAAGGAACAUUUAUUAAAAAGUCGUCUGAUAUUGAUCUUAUUCCGAAAAAAAUUGCAAUCGUGAUUUACUCACUUUUGUUACAGCUAUAAAGUAAUCAGCCUGAUCAAUACAGUGUUUAAAAUAUUAACCAGCAGAGUUUAAAUAUUCUAAAUGGGGCUGGGCUACAGCAAACCCGGGAUAAACAAUGUAAUUUUAGACCUGACUAAAAAUAUUGAACAAAUCUUCACCCUUGGGCAUGUUUUAGAACAAAUAUGCAUGACGACGGUCGACCGUAAUAUCUCUUGAAGUGAAGGCUUCGUUCGACCAAGUUGACCGAGUUGUGUUGUGGCGAUGUUUUUCUCUGAAGGAUGUACCGAGAAGUACGUAAACCUUCUGAAGGCUAUUUACCCGAACCUACCAUUCUCAUUCUUAUUUAUUUUUCUGUUAAAUAUCUUAAUAGAAAUUACAAUUUCUUCACCUACCUUUCUGAAUUAUAUGACGUAAAACAUGUCCUGUUCAAUGAGGAAAACGUUGACAAAAUGCAGUUUUCUAAGUCUUGAAAAACUGUACGUUAUUUCUACCACUUUUAGACCUUCAACUAAUCCUUAGAUCAUACGUUAUAUAUAUCUGACAAUCACUUCUCAUGGCACGAAAUGCUGUUCGAAAGCUAAUAGUGGGUGAGUGUAGAUUGCGUAAUUGGGAUCCACUCAUUAACUGGGGUUAUUGAUUGAAGUGACUGUGAUAUAGUUAAUAAUCACUGUUGUGGGACAGGUACAUCCAUUUUUUGACAGACUAAACGUUAUGGCUGGAAAACUCUUGUCAUAAUCAUUACUAUCUACGUAAUAAAUUAAGCACUUAUUUACGGAACUUUUAUAAACAAUACAGAUUCAUACAUUCAUUUUCCUCUCACACUGAAUUCGUUUUGGUUUCGACAGCUAUCAGUCCACUGUUAUAUUUAUCUUUCCAAAUUCUAUUUAACAAAGUUAUAUCAUAUACAAAUAAUGUAGCUAAUCACUUCCUAACUGUGAUAUUGUAAUUGUGCUUCGAUGACUGGUUGUUGUCUCUGGUCGCAAUCAGGUAGUCACUGACUUAGAUUUCUUGAGACACCACUUUAUUUAAAGAGUUGUAAGUGUAGACAUCAUAAAAGCUAAAACAAAAAUGUAUGUUCAAAUUGUACAAGUAAAUAGAGUCACUCUCCCUUUCACGUAAAAGAUUCUGCUUACGAAUCAGUACUCAAAUAUAUAAUAUUAUAAUAUUUUGGGAUUUUUAUGUAGUAGAUUAAAUUACUUAUUCUUUCGAUCAUUUUAAUUUUAGUACCAGUUGGUCGAGUUCAACCGA
Schistosoma bovis is the source of this 5136-nucleotide messenger RNA. The record is from the annotation of a GenBank genome assembly. NCBI's taxonomy places the organism in Eukaryota, Metazoa, Platyhelminthes, Trematoda, Strigeidida, Schistosomatidae.